GAUCGCUUCCAUUUCUCUUCAUCUCCCUUAACUAAUACAUCCUAACCUUUAAUACGUUCGUAAAGGUAAACAAAACUGCAAACACAGAGACAUAGAAACAGUUGUUACCUGGAGUUUACCUGUUCGCUUUAUUAGUUUUGUUUUUAUUUGCUUAUUAUUACUUUUGUUUGUUUCCAUGUUUUUACCUUUUCUUUUUACAUCAUUAUCGUUAUUUUUAUUAUAAUUAUUAUUUUAACUUUUCUCCAUCCUCAUCUUUUCAUCUUCUCAUCUCUAUUUGUGUAUUUCCUUCAUCAUCUUCCCAAAUAACGUUUUCGAUAUAAAAACGUUUUCUUUUUUUUCUUUGUUUUUCUUUACUCAUCUUCCUCCAUAGAUUUACCUUUAAAAGCUUAAAGUUUCCACUGGUGUCAUGUUCAUUUGAAAAACCCACUCCAAUCGAGUAACAUCAUCAUCAUCAUCAUCAUCUCAUAAUCUUCACUCACCGUUAAUUUAAUUGUAACAAAAUCUCACCUUCAAUCAUUAAACUGUUUCACUGCCGCACGUUAAAUUACAACUUACAAUAUUAAUUGAUUUUAUCUGAUAACCAUUGGAAAAUCAUAGUUAUUAACCAUAAUCGUCUCUCUCUCUCUCUCUCUCUCUCUCUCUUUAUUGUUUCAAUUUAUUUGUUUCCAGUUCUCUUCUCCAAUCAAUUCAAUUGUUACAAUCAACGAUAACGUUUAUCAUCUUAGCUUAUUAUCAAUUCUCAUUAAUUGUCAUCAUCAUUUUCACCAUGAAACGUAACAAGGAUCGACAUCAACUUGCUCAUUCCUCAAGUUUCAGAUAUCAAAGAUCAUCAUCACCUUACCUAGUGGAAGAUGGUGAAUCCUCAUCAGAAAAUGGGGUCGGCCCCAUGACUCCGUUCGCUUGUCCUCUCGAAGUCAACACUUCGCCACUUCCCUUGUCUCCUCCAGCGUAUUUAAAAUAUCCUCGAGAUCGAUCCAAUAGUAGCUGUUCCCAUUAUCGUGGUUCACCAUAUGAUCUAACUGUCAACUCACCUGAACUUAAUUCGAAUCCUUUCCGUCGUAACAGUGACCCCAUGGCUCGAAAUUCAGAUCACGAUGUUCGUAGUCCACCACUUGCAAUGGACAUGGAAGAAGAGGAAUACGAUCAACCUUUAGACAUGUCAAAGAAAAGUCGAAUUUUAUCAUCUUCUUCUUCUUCCUCAUCCCCUCCACUUGAAUCUCAUCAUUCGUCCGAUCAUCAUCAUCUUCGGCAUCACCAUAACUCUCUCCAUCACCACCACCAUGGCUCAACAUCCUCAUCUUCCUCAUCAUCAACCUCAUCGCGAUCCAACACUUGCUCACCCGAAUCAAUUUACAAGGGAAAUCAUAUGAAUAGUAAAAACUUUAUUCCAUGUAGACAGAACUCAAUUUAUCACAAUCAACCGCAUCAUGUUUAUCAACAAUCUCCACCACCACCAACAAUCAAUUGCCCAACAAGCAACAUUAUCAAUCAUCACAAUCAUAUCAAUUCUCACAAUGGGAAUCCUCAUCUUCAACAUCGACCUUCCGUCAUUACCUGUGCAUCUACAUUGUUUGGACCAAGAAGAUCAACUUCAUCUUCAUCAUCAACCUCUUCCAAUCAACAUCAUCCCCAUCAAACAAUUUGUCCAAAUAAUAAUAAUGGUAAAGAUGAAUCAAUCCUCUAUUCAUCUCAUCAUAAUCACAAUCAAAAUCUUCACCAUAAUCAGAUUAAUUCUGGUUUAACAAGCUCAGAUAAAACCUUGAAUACAAGUUCACCACGACCCUCAUCUUUAGCAUCAACAGCAUCAUCAUCAUCAUUGUCAUCAUUUUCCUCAUCCUCAUCAUCUUGCUCGUCUUCAUUCAAUCGACAUCACCAUCAGUCCACCAUGAAAUCGCAAACAAUGCGACCCGAAACUGCCAAUGAAUUAAAUUCAUUUAAUAAUAAACAUGGUAAAAAGAGACCCGAUGGACACAAUCAAUUAUUAAUUCUCGGUGAAGAUUCUGAUUCGGGAAUCGAUGAGCAUUUCCGACGAUCUUUAGGUGAUCAUUAUCGUAACUACACCAAUGUUUCAAUGAGCGUUGAUGAUCAUUUUGCCAAAGCUUUGGGAGAUACUUGGUUGAAAUUGCAAAGAGAUUCACAAAAUGGAUCAAAAGGAAACUCUUAUAAUAAACAAAACACUGCAACAAUAUCUUAAUUGUUGUCAGUUAAUCAUCAAAUUAUCGAAAAUAGGAAAAAUAAUCAAUCAUAAAUUGGUGCAUAAACUUUUUGGCCUCUUUAUUGUUCGCAGUUAAAAUGGAUUCGUUGUUACAAAUAAGUUUCAAAUAUAUAAAUAUAAAUGGAAAAACGGAAUAUGUGUUAAAAAGGAAUGGAGAAGAAGAAGAAAAAUGAUUUGAGAGAGUAAAGAAGAUGAUAAAUAGAGUGAGAGAGAGAGAAGGAGAGAUAGAGGAGGAAAAAUU
Messenger RNA from Panonychus citri (citrus red mite), 2456 nucleotides. RefSeq lists its product as uncharacterized. Lineage: Eukaryota; Metazoa; Arthropoda; Arachnida; Trombidiformes; Tetranychidae. Gene Ontology annotation, molecular function: transcription coactivator binding. The transcript is spliced from 3 exons. Bases 767 to 2194 code for a protein of 475 amino acids. Gene Ontology annotation, biological process: negative regulation of DNA-templated transcription. The record is from RefSeq and is a predicted model, not a curated record.